GGCAAGCCUUACAAGGCCGUGCACCAACUCAGAAAAAGUCCAAAGGAGUCCGGAGUGUGGAAUCUCCUACUGCGAGAGCGGUUCUCCUCCGGGUGCUGAGCAACAAGCAGAACAUUUUUUCAUCAUGAACACAGAAAAACUUCCUGAAUUUACCACCCCAGAGGAAAAUGGGAUGGACGUUUGCAGUGAUGUUGCAGACGUGAAGCCACAGGAGGAGGAGGAAGAGAGGGAGGAUAACUCAUUCAGUGAGAAUGGAAUGGAGUCUGCUGAAGGUGUGACAGAUCCACGUCCGAUAAAGGCCGAGGCAGAGGAGAUGGAAGACAACGAACAGAGCCCUAAGGCUGAAAAAGAAAGAGAGAUCGUGCCAAAAGAAGAAGCAGAAGGGGCCAGUGAGGAUGGAAUGGAGGAAGGAUUUGAUGAUCAGAGGACAGAGGAGGACGAUGAUGAGGAGAGGGAUGUGGAGGGGGAUGAAGAGGGAGAUACCCUGAAUGAACCACAGGACCUGUCACUGGUGGAUUACUCCCGUUACGACAGUGCGGCCCUGCCAGAUGCCCACGUGGCAGCGACGGCUGAUGCAGAAGAAAGUUAUGCAUCUGGAUCAGUGCCCCCCCGCAUCGGGCAGGCGUCAGGCAAGCUCAACUGUGACAUCUGUGGCCUGUCCUGCGUCAGCAUCAACGUACUGCUGGUGCACAAGCGCAGCCACACGGGUAAGCACAGGAACACAACCCGAACACCUGACCUCAAACACGACAGUUGCGCAACCAUCUCUCUGAUGAUAUCAUGGGGAGAUAACUCGCAUUGACUAGGUCAAGAUGUU
Larimichthys crocea (large yellow croaker) is the source of this 817-nucleotide messenger RNA. RefSeq names its product zinc finger protein Aiolos-like. Bases 125 to 802 code for a protein of 225 amino acids. The transcript has 5 exons. The record is from RefSeq and is a predicted model, not a curated record. Lineage: Eukaryota; Metazoa; Chordata; Actinopteri; Sciaenidae.